Aspergillus niger is the source of this 258-nucleotide messenger RNA. RefSeq lists its product as hypothetical. The transcript has a single exon. The record is from RefSeq and is a predicted model, not a curated record. NCBI's taxonomy places the organism in Eukaryota, Fungi, Ascomycota, Eurotiomycetes, Eurotiales, Aspergillaceae. The coding region runs from base 1 to 258 and encodes 85 amino acids.
AUGGUUGUUCUGUCGCUUGGGCUGUUCGGUCGGUAUUGUUUUUUCUGGUCGCGAGUCGAGAUUUCCCUGAUUCUUUCUUUCUUUUCUUUUUGCUUCUUCUUUGCUUCUUCGCCAACUACCAGAAAAGAAAGGAUCAGGAUUGCAGGCAGGGUGGGAAAAGCCAGCGUUUUAAGACUGGCCGAUCCCCACCACCCGCAGACUACGGGCUUAGUUCAGCUUUGCUUUUACUUGCUUAGGAAAGGGAAAGGGAAAGGUUGA